UUUUUCCCUUUCCGUUUCCCAGCCUGCAGGGAGUUCUUCCAGGCCCUCGAGGCGUGCCAUGCGAACUUCUGGACAAAGUGGACGGGGGGCUGCAACACCGCGAAGAACCAGCUGAACUCCUGCCUGCACAAAGAGACCAUGGUCCGUGCAUCGAAAAACCGCGAAGACGCAAAGGUCCGGCAAGCCAAGAAAGAACAGGCGUGGAAGGAACUACACGAGGACGAUUGA
Heterobasidion irregulare TC 32-1 is the source of this 228-nucleotide messenger RNA. RefSeq lists its product as uncharacterized. NCBI's taxonomy places the organism in Eukaryota, Fungi, Basidiomycota, Agaricomycetes, Russulales, Bondarzewiaceae. The record is from RefSeq and is a predicted model, not a curated record. The transcript has 2 exons. The annotation marks the transcript as partial.